Anopheles cruzii is the source of this 687-nucleotide messenger RNA. RefSeq names its product 2-Hydroxyacid oxidase 2-like. The transcript is spliced from 3 exons. The record is from RefSeq and is a predicted model, not a curated record. Gene Ontology annotation, molecular function: oxidoreductase activity. Bases 1 to 687 code for a protein of 228 amino acids. Lineage: Eukaryota; Metazoa; Arthropoda; Insecta; Diptera; Culicidae.
AUGUAUUCUUCAAACGACGGCAAACGCAAUUUGUUCGCCAAACGACAGGAUCCAUUGCCAUUAGCAAUAGGGCCACUGUCAGUGUUCAAAGAGGAACUCCAGCGUCACCCGAUCGUGUACCAUACCAUCGCCGCGGUAGCCAAGCAAUAUGGAAUUCCUUACGUGCACACGCUGCGGUCACCGAUUGCAAUGGAAACACUGGCCGAUCCCGAUCCGAACGUGGAACGAUGGCUCGAGCUGCUCCCAUUCGUGGACGUAAACAUUCUGCGCAUUCUGGUGCAGCGUGCCGAAAAAUGUCGAUUCCGGGCAAUCGUACUCACCGUCGAUGGGCCGGAAAAAGGAAACCGGCCGAAAGAAAAGGAUUACGUUCGACAGCCUGAUUUCGAAACCAUGGUGGCCGAUUUGCUUCAAAACGAUGUGGACGCCGUGAUACUCACCAUUGGACCGUACACGCCGUUCUGCAGUUACAUUGUGGCACUACAGAAAGUACAACAGAAUCCAUCCACUCGGGGCAUAGUAUUCGCUGGCGGCAGUUGUUUUACGGAAGACGAAGUAGCAGAACUGGUAGCACACGGCGUGGAGCGAGUAUUCGUAGAUCUGCCGGCUCUGUGGGGGCUGGUUAUCGACGGUGCGGACGGAGUAUCGAAUGUAAUAGAAAUUUAUAAAAAAGAACUGUCGAAAUUAUAA